This is a messenger RNA of Venustampulla echinocandica, 306 nucleotides long. RefSeq lists its product as uncharacterized. Bases 1 to 306 code for a protein of 101 amino acids. Lineage: Eukaryota; Fungi; Ascomycota; Leotiomycetes; Helotiales; Pleuroascaceae. The record is from RefSeq and is a predicted model, not a curated record. The transcript has a single exon.
AUGGCAGGCCUCCUCGGAAACGUUACCAACAGCCUCGACAAGACCCUCACGGGCGGCGACGAGCAAAAGGGUCAGGGGGGUCUAUUGGGUGGCGUGGGCGGUGCUGUAGGAAAAACUGUUGAUGGAGCCGGAAAUGCUGUCGGAAAGACGACGGAAGGCGUGGGAAAUAUUGCUGGUCAAACGACCAGCGGGGUUGCAGAUGCUGCUGGGAAGACCACUCAGGGAGUUGGCAAUACCGCUGGAGGCUUGACAAAUACCGCUGGAGGUUUGGUUGGAGGAGCUACUGGUGGUCAAAAACAACAAUAA